AUGUUUCUUUCUGCAUGCACAGCUCUUAUCUUUUUCCAUGCCCGAUCCUCGUAUAGUAUAGCCUCAGCAUCACUUACUAGUCCCAUCCCCACAUUUCAGGAAUUCUUCCAACGUCGUAUUCAAGCGAGUGGACCUAUUAUUAGACAAACCUUCCCAAUGGAACAGGACGACGAUGCAUGGUCAUAUUCAUUUCCGCCUUCAAUGGAGGACCUUACCUCUCCGGAAGCCAAUUCGUCCCAAAUUGGUUCUGAAGAGAGCGGCAGCAACGAUGCCUCUAGCAAAGUUUCUGAACAAGUCAUUGAGGAAUUGAUGGGUACAAACACAGUAAGUGGCGACAGCCUAGGGAAUUCCACCAUAAAAAUUGCCCCAUCGUCCCUGUUUGAUGGCUCAAUGGGUUCAGACUUGACGAUACCCAAAACACCGAAAACACCCAAAGGAAGACGGAGAACGGUCGAUCUGGAGCAAGACUUGGAACAGCGGAUCAUCCAGGUACCCAAAUACAACGAGUCGUCGUCUUUGAGGUCGGAAUUGAGUGUUGCAGGCGACGCCAGUCAGACCAAUGGGGGUCCCAUCGCAGGCGAGACAUCUUCGAGAGUCAGCACCGGUCAAAGCAGUAAUGGCGCCGAUUCUUCGUUGCACCUACAGCCGGCGUUUAUGCUGAAGCCAGCCUUGCCGGCGGAUCCACAGACGACCAUGGAAGAUGUCAACUCCAUCAUGUCCAAGGAAGGUGUUGCGAACACCUCCAAGUCGAACGAUGACGGAAGCGCAGGCCUGCCGCAGACAUCCCCAGUAGCCGGUAGUGAGUUCCGGAACUCACUUCGUAUGUGGCAGCAGAAAAGUUCGGAGGCAGAGCCCGCUGAUGUGCGUGUAGAGCCUAGCGCUAGCUCCGUAGACUCUGGCUUCGUCCGUAGAACCUUGACGAGUAUGACAUCCCCUAUCUUUGCAUAUGGCUCCAAACCAGAAGAUCCAGACAGACUAAACGGGACAGAAGCGUCCCCGAAGGUGAUCACCUAUCGGAAGAAUACACAUGAACGAAAAGAGAGCGACUCGUAUUCCGAGCUCUUGGAUAAAGAAGAAAGAUUCGACCCGAAACUCUAUGUGAGCGAAAAAUAUAAGGACACAUCAUACAGAUAUGCCACGAUACGGAGAAAUGUCGAUUUCCAUCAGAUUUUUCGAAGCCACGAUCUCACUGAUAGACUUCUAGACGAUUUCGCUUGCGCCUUGAGCCGAGAGAUUCUACUCCAAGGACGUAUAUACGUUACAGAGCAGUCGGUUUGCUUCAACUCGAAUUUGUUGGGAUGGGUCACUAGUCUUGUUAUUCAAUUUGAGGAGAUUAUCCGCAUCGAAAAGAAGUCAACUGCUGGCCUCUUUCCAAAUGGAAUAUUGAUUGAAACUAAAGACGCAAAGCACAAUUUUGCCAGCUUUUUGUCUCGUGACGCAACCUUCGAUUUCAUCAGGACUGUUUGGCUGAAGGCAGUCGGAAAGGACUUGUCAGACUUGGACCUAGUCUCCUCAGAAGAGUCUCAGGGAACAGAUGUCAACGAAGAUCUACAAACGACCUCACAAAGGAGAAUCUCCAAUUAUAUUAUGUCUAUUGAUGAGGAUGCUCAAGGCGGAGAAGCAUGGAGCGAGAAUAGUUUGGAUAUCACUGAAAAUGAUGAUGACUACUCAUCUGAAAAUGAAGAGAACAUUGUUGCAAUUGCUGAAAAAACUGAAGUUCUGCCUCUUGAAACAUUGGUCAACACAACAACCGAUCAUCUUGAAUGUGUUGACCUAAAGGAAACAUCAAAGUAUCAAAACAAGGGACCUCUUGUAAACCAGCCUACGAACAUAGGAAGAGCUUUUGAGGAUUCUGAAAAUGAAAUUGAAGUUGCCAAUGCAAUCAUACCUGCUCCGUUGGGAAUUGUGUUCGAUGUGAUGUUUGGAAGCGCAAAUACAGACUUUCAUAAAAAGGUUUUGGAGAGUCAAGGAGCAACAGAGGUUUCAGACUAUGGCGCUUUUCUGCCGAAUGACGAGGAUGAAGCCUUAAUGGAAAGAAAAUAUACAUAUAGGAGACCACUUGGAUAUUCAAUUGGCCCAAAGUCCACAAAAUGUUGCGUGAGUGAAAUCAUUGAACAUUUGGAUUAUUCAGACCAUGCAGUGGUCCUCUCAAUUACUUCUACUCCAGAUGUACCUUCUGGUGGAUCAUUCACCGUCCGCACUAGAUACUAUUUCCUGUGGGCAGAUGGUAAUCAAACACAAAUCAAAAUUGCCUUUUAUGUCAAAUGGUCUGGUACCUCAUGGAUUAAAGGCAUGGUUGAAAAGCUGACCCUGUCAGCACAACAUACAGUGAACAAGGAAAUUCUAGAAAUGCUCAAACAAGAGGUUGAGGACCACACAUAUAAAAAGACGGGAGCAAGUAAGGUUGCAGUAACGCUAGAAAAACAGACCAUUACUCAAGUUCCAAAGAGAGUACAUGCGAAGUCUAGGGAUGAAAAAAGAAGGCCCAAGCACGAGAUCCCUGAAGCCAACACCGGCUGGACAAAAGACUACGUUCCAAUGUCUUUCCUUGCUUUCUUCGUUGCUUUCAUUUUUAUUCUAGUCUUGAUGCAAUGGAGACUUGUUAAGCUUUCAUCCGAGACCAAAAAUCUCAUUGAGCAGCAGAUGCAAUUGACUUCCAGCUUGGUGCAAUUGAUUAUGAAGAACUCUCCGGAAGGUCGCACAGCAGUGAGUUCGGGAAAUGAAGCCCAAGAACAAGCCGCUUUGCUAGUUAAACAGGCGCUACAAUUGCUUGAUAAGACGCAAUCAUAA
Molecule: messenger RNA, 2790 nt
Organism: Australozyma saopauloensis
Lineage: Eukaryota; Fungi; Ascomycota; Pichiomycetes; Serinales; Metschnikowiaceae
Exons: 1
Coding region: 1-2790 (929 amino acids)
Biological process (GO): intracellular sterol transport
Cellular component (GO): endoplasmic reticulum membrane; endoplasmic reticulum-plasma membrane contact site; cortical endoplasmic reticulum
Molecular function (GO): sterol binding; sterol transfer activity
Source: RefSeq, a predicted model, not a curated record